Molecule: messenger RNA, 333 nt
Organism: Octopus sinensis (East Asian common octopus)
Lineage: Eukaryota; Metazoa; Mollusca; Cephalopoda; Octopoda; Octopodidae
Exons: 1
Coding region: 1-333 (110 amino acids)
Source: RefSeq, a predicted model, not a curated record
AUGGCAGCUUGUGAGAGACGAUCGGUGUCCUGUGAUGAAAAACAAAAGAUUGUGUGUCUUCACCAAAAGGGCAAGACAAAUUCUGUGAUAGCAACUACUGUAGGAAGGUCUAGAAGUGUUGUGCAACGAAUUGUAGCUCGUUUUAAGUCUUCAGGAUCGUCAGAUGCUAAACCUAAAACCGGUGCUGAGAUAUCCCGCGAGUUAAGCUCCGCUUCGGAUGUCAACGUAUCGUGCAAAACAGUUUCCCGGAGGUUAAGUGGUUCUGGGUUGCUUGCUUGGGCAUCGGCAAAGAAAUCUCUGGAUAGAAGAAGAGUGGUUGCAGAUUCAUUUUAG